Colletotrichum higginsianum IMI 349063 is the source of this 3318-nucleotide messenger RNA. RefSeq lists its product as uncharacterized. The record is from RefSeq and is a predicted model, not a curated record. The coding region runs from base 1 to 3318 and encodes 1105 amino acids. The transcript has 3 exons. NCBI's taxonomy places the organism in Eukaryota, Fungi, Ascomycota, Sordariomycetes, Glomerellales, Glomerellaceae.
AUGAAGGAUGGGACCUUCGACCAGAUGUCCUCUCAUACCAUGGCCCUCAAGCCUCUGCUUCGAAUACUCUCACUCAUAUUGUCGGCUUCCCUCACCACUGCAACGUCAUUCAACCUGUCGAGCGAAAUCACGAGACUUGUGCCAUUGUGUGCCCGUGAAUGUUUUCACUCUCACCUGAGCGCCAACUACGCCCUCGCCACAUGCGGCAGCGCGCCAUCCUUGCAGUGCCUAUGCGCCAAUGUCGGGCGUUCCGAUCUUACCAUAGGGGAGGGUGCAGUUCAAUGUAUCGUGGCGGAGAAGAGUAUCGGAUUUUGUCGCGAGAGCGACGCUCCUCAGACUGUCAUCGACGCGGCGCAUCAAAUGUGCGCGAACCAACCGGGUGCAAUUCGGCCUACGCACACGGCUAUCAUUGCAACAUUGAUCCUGCCUACAUCUGGAGGCAUCAUCGUUGUGCCUCCGAGAACUACUACGCCAUUGAUACCACCGACACCAACAGUCCACUUGACGACUUCAAUCCCGACAACACUCAUCUCGGCGACAGGCACACCGUCCCUCCCCAAGACGCCCACGACCCUCACCGGGUCAAACACCUCCCGCAUCUCUACGACGAGCAGCACGACCAUACUGCCCUCCCUGCAGCCAUCAUCGACAACGACAAAUCCUUCCGCAACGGCACUCCCAGGUCCAGGAGCCGAAGAAGCCAAUUCUGGGUCCUCUGAGCGGCUGGGGACAGGCCAAAUCGCAGGUCUGGCAGUCGGUCUUGCGGCUGCUCUCGGCCUCGCCGUUCUCGCCAUUUGUCUUGCCCGUCGCAGACGGCGAAGGAAUUACCCAGACGUCAAGACAGGAUUCUUGCCGGUGCGCGAGAAGGACUCGUGGGGACACCACCCGCGCGAAGGCCCCGCGAACAUAUUCCACAUCUCUCCGCCCGUCCACCAUGCGCAGUCUCCUUCCCCACCGCCGCGGCCGCCUCCUGCGGCACAAGUCCGGGCGAGCGGCCGUACGAGCUGGUGGCCGGGAGCGAUUGGGUUGGCGGUAUCCCGAUCCGAUAGUCCAUCCACAGCGCUCCGUCCACCUCCUCCGCAACAGAACCGGCCUACCUCGCGGCUACUCCCCGCAAAGCCUUCGCUCUUGUCCCCCAAGCCGGUUCUCUCUCUCAAGAUCCCCCAAAACGGUCUCUCGGCCUCAACGCCUUCCCAGCCUCAGGAGCAGAUCGCGUCUCAACCGACAAACUCCCAGAUCUUCAAAACGGCCAAGCUCACAGCACCGCCAAAGAGGCACUAUGAUGCCCGGGAGAGCACAAUGACCGAGUUUGAGGAAGACAGUGCCAUCACCUCGGCGCGGUCUGCUCGCUCGAACAAUAUCUGGAGGCCGCCGUCGGCCAUAGCCGGCAGCAACCCCAAGUCAGCGACAUAUUACGUCGCCGACAAGAACGGAAAUUGGGUGCUCGGGGACCCCAAGAGCGCCGUUCAUAUGGCACAGAUUGCCGAGCUCGACGCCUCCGGUGCGAGUGAGGGAGGAGGGGCCAGGUCGAAGCCAUCCUACGCCGAGUCGGCCAUGCUUGCAGUCACAGCCACCACAGCGGGCAUCGGUCAUGGAGCCGGUAGCCCCGUCGCUCCCUCUGCCGCUCGCAUGCCUCCGCCUCCGGUGCUUCUGCCCGCGGCAGAGAUUGUCCGUUCCGGCACCCUCGCGGCCCCGCCGGCGGCUCAUCAGUCGCGAUCGUCGAGCGUGUAUUCUCAAGGCACCAAGCGGCCUAACGCGAGCGUCCAGAGUGCUGGUGCUCCUCAGACCGGCGGAGCAUCCCACCCUGCACCGAGCAUGUCCUUUUCGCACCCUGAGCCACCACGCCGUCGAAGCAACUCCCUCGGCCGGCGCAGCUCUUCUAAGUCUAAAGCCGUCAACACCGGCGCCGUUCCUGUGACCGCAGUCGCGGCCGCGGCCAACACCGUCAACGCCCCGAAACGCUCAGACAGCCACGACUCGCAAGGCUCGGCCACCACAAUCGCCUCCUCUGUCGCGAGCUCCGCGCCCGAGCCCGUCAUCGAGCAAAACAGUCUUUCCCCCGUUGUCGAGUCCCCAGUCUCGAACGCGUCCCCGAACGGCCGUUCCCCGGUAUCCUACCCCGCGAUCCCUGGACGCACCACUUCAAAGCCUCGCAACGACAACCUCCAUCUCCUGGCCCCUCCCACGCGAACUUACGGGGGAUUCCCUCCCGGCCAGCCCAGUCCUACUCUCGGCAUAACGCAGCAGCGGCGGCCGCCCCGCGAUGGGCCGUACAUGGCCAGCUACGACGUGCCUCGCAAACCUAUCGCCAGGCCCCGUCCUGCUGCCGCCGCUGCCACCGCUGACCCGAGCAAGGUGGCGACUGGUUCGCCGUCACUCCGCCUUGUGACUCCGUCCCCUCCCUCCGGGACCGAAGUCUUGCAGCAGGAACCCCACUGGAGGCCUGCGCAGACCCAGCGGCCGCCGCAGAUGAAGCCCCUCUACCCUCCGCCUCUCCAGCCCCAACGGCCGCGGGUCGAGCGUAGCGAUUUCCACCCGCAACCCCAGACGGCACAGGUCCAGCACGCGCCCCUGUACCAGGAACCUCAGUCGGCGACCGUCCACAAGGCACUCUGGGGGAACCCGCCUCUUCGUGCUGCUCAGAAACAACAACAGCAGCAGGAGCAGGAGCAGCAGUGGUCCAGCUACGCGGCUCUUCCUUCUCAGCAGCAUCGGCAGCUUCAACAGCUUCACCCUCAGACAAGCCAACAAUCCUUCUCGCAGCGCCAGCGCCGUCGCUCCCAGCAACAGCAAAGGCAAUCCUUCCAGCCCGCGGCUCUUCCCGAACAAUCCCCGCCGCCGAAUCAGCGCCUUCCCGAACGGCCCUCGUCAGCCUCCCCAUCGCCACACCAUGUCGCAGCCCAAGCCCUGCGCCCAACACCGAAUCUCACCUCUACCCCAGAAUCAGUAUCGUCAUCAUCAACGAUAAAACCAACGGCACCCCCUCCCCGGCCCCCGUCCCCCCCGGCAACCUCCCCAUCUGUCGCCACGCCCUCGACGACGUCCUCGCUUCUUUCCAAGCGCCUCGGCUCCGAACGAGCCGCCGCCCUCGCCCUCCCGACGGCGGGCAUCCGCCACAGCCCCAACUGGAGACCCUACCGACCGGGCGGGGCCGCGGACACACUCCUCUCGCCCGACAACUUUUUCCCCGCGGCCCCGGGGUUCCCGUCUCGGUCCGUUGCCGCUGCGAGGGCGGGGGACCUGCCCAGCACGCCGACCUGGCAGCCGACACUGACGCCGACGCGGCGGGGUGACGACUUGUUUCUGAACGUGCAAUGA